AUGAACUUCACCACUGAGGGCUGCUUUUGUCCUGAGGGAAUGAAACUCUUCAACAAAGAGUCUGGCCUAUGUGUUAAUAAGUGUGGAUGUCUUGAUCCUGAGGGUAUUCCGCGUGAGUUUAAUGAGAGGUUUGAGUACAAAUGCCAAAACUGCAUCUGCAACGAGUCCUCCAAGACUGUGUCUUGUAAGCCUAAGGUGUGCCCAACACCCCCUCUAACAAACUGCACUGGUCCAGGGUUUGUCCUUGUCAAACAACCAGAUCCCUCAGACCCCUGCUGUUCUGCUGAUGUUUGCCGUGUGGAGCGGGAGAAGGCCUGCAAAUUAGAAUCCAUGAAAACCCAGAUUAUGCUCAGGGAUUGUCAGUCAUACCAGGAGGUGGAUAUGCCCUAUUGUGAAGGAUCCUGCAACACUUUUGCCAAGUACUCUGAAGCAGCAGCAGCUCUGCAUUAUUCUUGCUCCUGCUGUAAGGAGACACGCUUCAGCAAUCGCACCAUUGACUUGCACUGCCUGAAUGGAGAUGUGGUUCCCUACACAUACAUCCAUGUGGAGGAGUGUAGCUGUAGCCCCACAGACUGCAACACAGCUGCUGGACAACCUGCUCGCAGGAGAUCAAAAGCCCUCAGUGGCAACAAUGAAGGGGAGAUUUGUGUGGUUGUGUUCCUUACUUUGUCUGCCAGUGUCAUCAAUAUCGCCGCCAGGCAGGUUCACAACCAUGUCAGCAGCAUCUGCAGCACUUGGGGAAGAGAGCACUUCAAGACAUUUGAUGGUGAUGUGUACCAGUUCCCCGGUUUGUGUGAAUACAACCUGGCCUCAGACUGCCACGAGUCCUACCAUGAGUUCUCAGUACACAUGAAGAGGAAAGAGAAUGAUGGAAAUCCUACAGUCAGUUAUGUGGUGGUCACCAUCAAUGACCUUUUAUUCCACCUCACUAAGAGCCAGGUCACUGUGAACAGCGUGCCUGUCAAAAUGCCCUACAACGAGGCAGGGGUACAAGUGGAAAAUAAUGCGGUUUACAUCAAGCUCCAAUCCAAAGUCGGCAUCACUGUCAUGUGGAAUGGUGAUGAUGCAGUCAUGGUGGAACUCGAUCGUGACUAUGUUAAUCGUACCUGUGGACUAUGUGGAGACUUCAAUGGUGUUUCUGUCUUCAAUGAGUUUAUUCUUAAUGGUCGCAAAAUGAGCCCCAUUGAGUUUGGCAACAAUCAGAAAGUCCAUCAUCCAGAUGACGAUUGUGAAGACCUUUAUGAAGAGGAAGAUGAGUCAAAGGAGGUUUUUACUGUGCCAGAUUCAUGCAAGGAGUUUCAAACCACAUGUGACAAGAUGCUGCAUUCAGAGUCCUGGAGCUCCUGCACCAAACUGAUUAACCCUGAACCUUACAUCCAGGCCUGUGUGCAGGACAUGUGUGGCUGCAACAACAGUACAAGUGACUUCUGUGUCUGCAGCACGCUUUCGGAGUUGUCUCGACAGUGCUCCCAUGCAGGAGGGCAGCCUCCCAACUGGAGGACACCUCAGUUCUGUGCUAAACAGUGCCCAUUCAGCAUGGUUUAUAAAGAGAGUGGUUCCCCUUGUAUGGAUACAUGCAAAUAUCUAGACACAAGUUCACUGUGUGAGGACCACAAAAUGGACGGCUGCUUCUGUCCUAAUGGAACUGUGUUUGAUGAUAUUUCCAUGAGAGGGUGCAUUGCUCAAUCUGAAUGUCAGUGCAAGCACGACAAAAUCUAUAACCCUGGUGAGGUUUAUCAACAGGUCGGGAAAAAUUGUACAUGUUUUGAGGGUAGAUGGGCUUGUGAGAGCCUUCAGACUCCUGCUACAUGUGCAGUUGAAGAGGGUUCACAUGUAACUACAUUUGAUGGGAAAACUUACACUUUCCAUGGAGACUGUUUCUACACCCUAGCCAAGGUGGAAAGCAAGGAUGAUGCAAGUCCAAAUUUUACCAUCCGGGCCCAGUUGGUGCCAUGUAGACACCUAGAGUCUGACACUUGUCUUAAGAACCUUAAAAUCCUGCUGAACAAUGACAAAAACAACGUAUUAGCGUUCACUUCAGAUGGCACAGUAAGGCAGAAUAUGCAAAAUCUUACUUUGCCACACCACUCAGGUGACAUCAACAUAUUUCAUGCUUCAUCCUUUCACAUCUUGCUCCAGACCAGUUUUGGGUUGCAAAUUCAGGUCCAGCAUGUGCCCGUCAUGCAAGUCUAUGUCAGCUUGGUACAGAGCUACAGAGCAAAGGCACGCGGUUUAUGUGGGAACUACAACAUGGUCCUGUCUGAUGACAUGAAGACUCCACAGGGGAUUGUGGAGGGAACAGCAGCAACUUUUAGUAACUCCUGGAAGGCUAACUUCAUGUGCCGAGACAGAGAGGAAAGACUUGAUGACCCCUGUGCCCUCAGUGUGGAAAAUGAGAAUUACGCCAAACACUGGUGCGCCUUGCUACUAAGUCCAAACAGUACCUUUGCACAGUGCCAUUCAGUGAUGGAUCCUGAGAUGUACUACAAGCGAUGUACUUACGCUAGCUGUAACUGUGAAAAGAGUGAGGCCUGCCUCUGUGCGUUCUCCUCCUACACAAGAGCUUGUGCAUCAAAGGGAGUGUUCCUGACAGACUGGAGACAGAAUGUUUGCGAUAAGUACACAAGGAGCUGUCCAGCAUCUCAGAUCUUCUCUUACAAAAAUCAGAGAUGCCAGCUGACUUGUAGAUCGUUGGGCGAAAAGCAACAAAGCUGCACUUCUGACUUCUUGCCUGUGGAUGGCUGCUCCUGCCCUGAGGGUCUCUACCUAAAUGAAGAUGACUUGUGCGUCCCCAUGGCAAAAUGCCCCUGCUACUAUAAUGAAGUCUACAUCCAGGCAGGAAAGUCCAUCAGCAUGAAAGAUGACCAAUGUAUGUGCACCAAUGGAAUACUUCAUUGCCAUUCUCUAAGAGUCCGUUCAGCAAACUGCCUGAUGGCAUCAGCCACUCUUAUUCAGGGAGUCUUUCAGCAGGGGUUUAGGUGCUUUGGCACAAGCCUCUCAAAGAUCUACCUGAGGUGUGGAUUGGGCGAUCUCUUGUUCUCCAUGACUAACGAUGGAAAGCAAGGUUUAAAUCUCCACCUUCUUAUGGAUGCUGGACAGAGAGGACCCAAAAGCCACGCUCAGGUGAAAGAGGAUUUAUUGAGGGAAAAGGGGGUUGAGGAAGUGGAGGUGAGGGAGAGGUGGAUGCCGGGGGGAACACGGGCACGGGGGACCGAGGAGCAAGUAGGACAGAGGGGGCUGAGGCAGAGGAGCCGAGGAGCAGUUGGGGCCAAGGAGGCUGGACGAGGGAACUGGGAGGCACCGGGGACAGAGGAAGAGAGGAGGCACGGGAGGACUGACCGGGGGGUUGGUGGAGGAGUGUGGUGGCAGGCUGACUGUGAGGCACGAGGGGAAGCGGAGAGGGUGCCGUGGAAGACGCCCGAGGGGAAAGGGCAGGCAGGCAGGCAAGCCCAGCUGACUAGACGAAGGACGGAGGACUCCCCAGAGUGUGCAUCUGGCUGUCAGUGUCCAGGUGGCCUUAUUGAUGAUGGAAAAGGCUCCUGUGUAAAAGUCCAUGAAUGUCCAUGUCAGCAUGAUGGGCAUCUUUAUGCCCCUGGAACACAAAUCCGUAACCAGUGCAACAGCUGUACCUGCAAAAGUGGAAAUUGGGAGUGCACAGAGAAAAGAUGUCCGGGAACUUGCAUUAUUUAUGGGAGUGGUCACUACAAUACAUUUGAUCAGCGAUCAUAUGGGUUUCAAGGACAUUGUGACUCUGUUGCUGUUAAGAACAACUGUGGCAAUAAAACAGUGCAAGGCAAGUUUGGUGUUAUCACAGAAAAUGUACCAUGUGGAACUACAGGCACCACAUGCUCUAAAACUGUUAGAAUCCAUCUGGGGCGAAUGGAAGUCAAACUAUCAAAGGGUCACUAUAAGGAAGAGGACCUUGGAGAUGGCCCUCAGAUUCAGUACAAAAUAAGGAGGGUUGGGUUGUAUCUGGUUAUAGAAUCUGCCAUUGGUCUGACAGUGAUGUGGGAUCGCAAAACAACUGUUCGCAUCCUCCUUGAACCACAGCACAAAGGAGAGGUAUGUGGCCUAUGUGGAGAUUUUGAUGGUGAUGGACAGAAUGACUUCACCACCCAGGGUCAGCUGGCAGUGAGCAAUCCAUUAGAGUUUGCAAACAGUUGGAAAGUGUCAAGCAGCUGCCCAGAUGUGGAAAUGAAUGUUGACCCUUGUGGAGCAAGACCCACUAGACAUCACUGGGCAAAAAUGAUGUGCAACAUUAUAAUUGCAAAGGAUGGUACUUUCAAAGACUGCCACAAUAAGGUAGAUUCCCAUCCAUUUUAUGAAAACUGUGUGACAGACUCAUGUGCCUGCGACUCUGGAGGAGACUGUGAGUGUUUCUGCACAGCAGUUGCAUCUUAUGCUCAAGCUUGUAAUGAGGCCGGUGUCUGUGUUGCAUGGAGAACUCCAGAAAUCUGUCCUGUCUUUUGUGACUACUACAACAGCCCAGGUGAAUGCAAGUGGCACUACAACGCUUGCCACACACCUUGCUAUAAGACCUGCUUCAAUCCACAAGGAAAUUGCAGCAACUCUUUACCCCACCUGGAAGGUUGUUACCCUGUAUGCCCAGAAGACAAGCCCAUAUUUGAUGAGGAGAACCGGACAUGCGUGGUCCGAUGUAAAGGUUGCUUUUACAAUGGAACUAGAUAUAAGGAAGGUCAAGUUAUUUACAACGUGACUGAACAUUCGGGAAUGUGCAACAUUGCAAAGUGCAUAGAUGAAACAGUGAUAUUUGAAAAUGAAAUCUGCCCACCCAAGGUGCCUAUUAUUGUCAUCACUACAACUACUGAACCUACUACUACAAAUGAAGCGCCAACUACUACCACAAGGUCUACAACACCACCUACUGAACCUAGUACUACAACUGAAGUUCCAACUACAACCACAGAAUCUACAACACCAGUUCCAACCACAACAACAUCUAAAUCUACAACACCAACAGAACCGACUACUACAACUGAAGCGACAACUACAACCACAAGAUCUACAACACCACUAACUAAACCUACAACUACAACUGAAGCGACAACUACAACAACACCAAAGACUACAACAACACCAACUGAAUCUACUGCUACAACUGAAGUGCCAACUACAACCACAAUGUCUACAACACCACCUACUAAACCUACAACAAUACCAACUGAAUCUACUACUACAACUGAAGCGACAACUACAACCACAAUGUCUACAACACCACCUACUAAACCUACAACACCAACUAAACCUACAACUACAACUGAAGUUCCAACUACAACCACAGAAUCUACAACACCAGUUCCAACCACAACAACAUCGAAAUCUACAACACCAACUGAACCUACUACUACUACUGAAGCGACAACUACAACAACACCAAAGACUACAACAACACCAACUGAAUCUACUGCUACCACUGAAGUGCCAACUACAUCCACAAUGUCUUCAACACCACCUACUAAACCUACAACAACACCAACUGAAUCUACUACUACAACUGAGGUGCCAACUACAACCACAGAAUCUACAACAACACCAGUCACAGUAUCUACGACUCCUUCAACAACUACUCCUGCUCCCUGUAAUACUAAAAUGAAUAGAUGUGAGUGGUCAGAGUGGUAUGAUGUGUAUGACCCAAAAAAUGACAACAGUGACUUGGAAACAUAUGAGAACAUCAGAAAUAGCGGUAAACAGGUAUGUCAAGAUCCUAGCAACAUUGAAUGUGGAUCGACAGUUGACACUAGGAAAAACUUCAAUGACUUUGUGAGUGAAACUGGCCAAGUUGUUACUUGUGAUCUGAAAAAUGGUUUAACAUGUCAACAAAAGGACCAGAUAAGUCCUCCACUGAAGUGCUUUAACUAUAGGAUCAGAGUACAAUGUUGUAAAAUGGUAGAUGAACCAUGUACAACUACUCCCGUCACUACUAAACCUAGUACUACAACUGAAGUUCCAACUACAACCACAAUGUCUACAACACCACAUACUGAACCUACUACAACAACUGAAGUUCCAACUUCAACCACAAUGUCUACAACACCACCUACUAAACCUACAACAACACCAACUGAAUCUACUGCUACAACUGAAGUGCCAACUACAACCAAUGUCUACAACACCACAUACUGA
Micropterus salmoides (largemouth bass) is the source of this 6144-nucleotide messenger RNA. RefSeq names its product mucin-2-like. The record is from RefSeq and is a predicted model, not a curated record. Gene Ontology annotation, cellular component: extracellular matrix. Lineage: Eukaryota; Metazoa; Chordata; Actinopteri; Centrarchiformes; Centrarchidae. Gene Ontology annotation, molecular function: protein binding.